UUUUCAAAUCAGCUGAACUCGUGUUGACUUGCUCGAAUCAUUCGUUACUGGUUGUCACGAUGGAAGAAAACGGAUUAGAGAUCGCAACAAUUGAGAUGCACACGGGAGGAGAACCGUUGCGAAUAAUCGGUUCUGGCUUCCCCGAGAUUAAAGGAGACACUAUUCUGGACAAAAGACGGUACGUUCGAGAACACCUUGAUCACCUUCGCAAGCUCUUGAUGUUUGAACCUCGCGGACAUGAUGAGAUGUAUGGUGCUGUGGUCGUCCAACCACACAGCGAAAUGGCCGAUUUGGGCGUCAUUUUCAUGCAUAACGAAGGAUAUAGCACCAUGUGUGGCCACGCUGUCAUAGCACUCGGCCGCUACGCUGUCGACUCGGGCCUUCUCAGCACGGACGUGUCGCGCUCCAGUGUGGGUGAAGUACCUGUCUUCAUCGAGUGUCCUUGCGGCGUGGUGAAAGCCCUGGUCGAUAUAGAAGAAGGCAAAUCGGGCCGUGUUCGUUUCGUUUCUGUUCCAGCUUUUGCGUUUGGGCUCGAUGUGGAGGUAAACACGGAGAAAUUUG
Molecule: messenger RNA, 561 nt
Organism: Stylophora pistillata
Lineage: Eukaryota; Metazoa; Cnidaria; Anthozoa; Scleractinia; Pocilloporidae
Product: trans-L-3-hydroxyproline dehydratase
Molecular function (GO): hydro-lyase activity
Source: RefSeq, a predicted model, not a curated record